UUGGGCUACAAAACCAUCAUGGUGAACUACAACCCGGAGACGGUGAGCACCGACUACGACAUGUGCGACCGCCUCUACUUUGACGAGAUCUCCUUCGAGGUGGUGAUGGACAUCUACGAGCUGGAGAGCCCCGAGGGGGUGAUCCUGUCCAUGGGGGGCCAGCUGCCCAACAACAUCGCCAUGGCGCUCCACCGGCAGCAGUGCCGCAUCCUGGGCACCUCCCCGGAGGCCAUCGACUCGGCCGAGAACCGCUUCAAGUUCUCCCGUCUCCUGGACACCAUCAGCAUCAGCCAGCCGCUCUGGAAGGAGCUCUCCGACAUGGAGUCGGCCAAGCAGUUCUGCUGCAAGGUGGGCUACCCGUGCGUGGUGCGCCCCUCCUACGUCCUGAGCGGAGCCGCCAUGAACGUGGCCUAUUCGGACAGCGACCUGGAGCGCUUCCUCUGCAACGCCGUGGCCGUCUCCAAGGAGCAGCCCGUGGUCAUCUCCAAGUUCAUCCAGGAGGCCAAGGAGAUCGAUGUGGACGCGGUGGCCUGCGACGGGCAGGUGGUGGCGGUGGCCAUCUCGGAGCACGUGGAGAACGCGGGGGUGCACUCGGGGGACGCGACCCUGGUGACCCCCCCGCAGGACAUCACCCCCAAGACGCUGGAGCGCAUCAAGGCCAUCGUCCACGCCGUGGGGCAGGAGCUGCAGGUGACCGGGCCCUUCAACCUCCAGCUCAUCGCCAAGGACGACCAGCUGAAGGUCAUCGAGUGCAACGUCCGUGUCUCGCGCUCCUUCCCCUUCGUCUCCAAGACGCUGGGCGUGGACCUGGUGGCUUUGGCCACGCAAGUGACCAUGGGGGAGGAGGUGGAGCCCGUGGGGCUCAUGGCCGGCACCGGCAUCGUCGGGGUCAAGGUGCCCCAGUUCUCCUUCUCGCGCCUGGCGGGGGCCGACGUGGUGCUGGGGGUGGAGAUGACCAGCACGGGGGAGGUGGCCUGCUUCGGGGAGAACCGCUGCGAGGCCUACCUCAAGGCCAUGCUCAGCACCGGCUUCAAGAUCCCCCGGAAGAACAUCCUGCUCACCAUCGGCAGCUACAAGAACAAGAGCGAGCUGCUCUCCACCGUCCGGACCCUCGAGAGCCUGGGCUACAGCCUCUACGCCAGCAUGGGCACAGCCGACUUCUACACGGAGCACGGCAUCAAGGUGAAGGCGGUGGACUGGCACUUUGAGGAGGCGGCGGCGGUGGCGGCGUCGGUGGCGGAGGGCGUGGACGUGGCCUCGGUGGGGAAGGAGACGCAGCAGCAGCAGCAGCGCAGCAUCCUGGAGUACCUGGCGGAGAACCACUUUGACCUGGUCAUCAACCUCUCCAUGCGCAACGCGGGCGGGCGGCGGCUCUCCUCCUUCGUCACCAAGGGCUACCGCACGCGGCGCCUGGCCGUGGACUACUCCGUGCCCCUCAUCAUCGACAUCAAGUGCACCAAGCUCUUCGUGGAG
Messenger RNA from Anolis carolinensis (green anole), 1473 nucleotides. Its product is annotated as CAD protein. Gene Ontology annotation, molecular function: ATP binding; hydrolase activity, acting on carbon-nitrogen (but not peptide) bonds, in cyclic amides; metal ion binding. Gene Ontology annotation, biological process: L-glutamine metabolic process. NCBI's taxonomy places the organism in Eukaryota, Metazoa, Chordata, Lepidosauria, Squamata, Anolidae. The record is from RefSeq and is a predicted model, not a curated record. Gene Ontology annotation, cellular component: cytoplasm.